Molecule: messenger RNA, 2780 nt
Organism: Urocitellus parryii (Arctic ground squirrel)
Lineage: Eukaryota; Metazoa; Chordata; Mammalia; Rodentia; Sciuridae
Gene: Pphln1
Product: periphilin 1
Biological process (GO): protein localization to heterochromatin; negative regulation of gene expression, epigenetic; negative regulation of DNA-templated transcription
Cellular component (GO): nucleoplasm
Source: RefSeq, a predicted model, not a curated record
UGUCUCCCGGCGGCCCAGAGUAGUGUAGUCGGGGAGACAAGGCCAACUCGGGGAAAGUUGGAUUCACAGAAUGACUAAUCUUGAUUGCACAUACAGAUCAGGCCUCUAACUACUCCCUGGGAGCCUGCGUGCCAGCAGCUUGGAACCCACAGCCUGUCCUGGAGCCUGCACAGUCCAUCCAGACUGAAGCUGAUGUCUUCUGGAGAGACGGAAGUGCAAUCCAUCCAGGGCGCAGCUGAAUUUUGCGAGGCCUGAAUGCCUCGGCGUCCACCAAAGGACCGCUGGUACUAAUUCUCUUGGCAAACUGUGGCCAGCCAAACCUAUCAUGCUUCACAUCCCAGUUAUCCUUGGUUAUCGCCCAAGAUUGGCUCACAGAAGAGAUGAAAUGUGGUCUGAGGGACGAUAUGACUAUGAAAGACUUCCAAGAGAACGAGUACCUCCUCGGAGUCACCCCAAUGAUGGCUACCAUAGAGUAGUUAAUAUUGUGCCAAAGAAACCACCACUGCUAGACAGACCUGGUGAAGGAAGCUACAGUAGAUAUUACAGUCAUGUUGAUUACCGAGAAUAUGACGAGGGCCGCAGUUUUUCUCAUGAUCGAAGAAGUGGUCCACCUCACAGAGGAGAUGAAUCUGGCUAUAGAUGGACAAGAGAUGAUCAUUCUGCAAACCGACAGCCUGACUACAGGGACAUGAGAGAUGGCUUUAGAAGAAAAAGUUUCUACUCUUCCCAUUAUUCGAGAGACCGGUCUCCUCAUAAAAGGGAUGCUCCUUGUUUCAGAGAAUCGCCUGUAGGUCGAAAGGACUCUCCACACAGCAGAUCUGGCUCCAGUGUCAGUAGUAGAAGUUACUCUCCAGAACGAAGCAAAACAUAUUCUUUCCAUCAGUCUCAACAUAGAAAGCCUGUGCGUGUUGGUGCCUCCUACAAACGGCAGAAUGAAGGAAAGCCAGAAAGAGGUAAAGAAAGACCAGUCCAGUCUUUGAAAACAUCAAGAGACACUUCACCCUCAAGUUCAUCAGCAGUUCCUUCAUCAAAGGUGUUAGACAAACCCAGUAGGCUAACUGAAAAGGAACUAGCUGAGGCUGCAAGCAAAUGGGCUGCUGAGAAGCUUGAGAAAUCGGAUGAAAGUAACUUACCUGAAAUUUCUGAGUUUGAGGCUGAAUCCACCGCACCAUUAUUCAUUGACCAUCCAGAAGAACCUGAGUCAAAUACAACAGAUGGCACAGAAUUAUUUGAAGACAGUCAACUAACCAGUCGCUCUAAAGCAAUAGCAUCAAAAACCAAAGAGAUUGAACAGGUUUACCGACAGGACUGUGAAACAUUUGGGAUGGUGGUGAAAAUGCUGAUUGAGAAAGACCCUUCAUUAGAAAAGUCUAUACAGUUUGCACUGCGGCAGAAUUUGCAUGAAAUAGGUGAGCGGUGUGUUGAAGAACUCAAGCAUUUCAUUGCAGAUUAUGAUACUUCUGCUCAAGAUUUUGGAGAGCCUUUUUAGAAGAUUUAGUGCUCAGGCAAAAAAAAAAAAAAAAUGUUUCUAGAUUUUUUUUCCCAAUUGUUCAAAUCCUUAAUAUAUGGAAUUUUUGUAAUGAAGAGAAAUACUUUAUGAUAGUUGACCACAUUUCCAGUAUCAAAUAAACAUCUAAAAUAGUCUGCUUAAAAUAUUUUAAUUAGAAUCUUUUUUAAACAUGUAGAGGCCUCCUAAUCCAUACUCAUCCCUCCACCCAAAUGAUGGUCAAAUAAUUUUUUAAGCUUUGAAAAAGCAGUCCCGGGGAGUAGCUUUCUGUACUUACUCAUGGUCUUCCAUGGUUUAUGAUCAUUUGGUCACAGGAGUGAAAUUUACAUGUUAGAGAUCAUUUCACUUAAACAGUAGUCUUUUUGCAUUUCAUAGUGAAGAUACCAUGUGGAAAUAUUUGAAUUCUGAGUUGUGAUUUUAUUGACUUGUGCUUGUUUUUCUUAGGCUUUGUAACUUUUAAUACGUUAAUGUGUCCUAUCCUGAGUACAUUAGUAUCUUAGAGAAUAUUUGGUUUGAGAAUAAUUCUCUAUGAUAUAGUAGAGCACUUAAAAUAUCCAAGAGACACCUUAGAAUAAAAUCCUUUUUUCCCCCAAGUAAAUGAAUUCAAUGUAUCUCUUCCAAAAGAAACUCUUGACUAUUCUCUCUGCCAUGUAGUCUUCAAUAACAUCAUAUACUAGACUAAUGGGGCAAUUUUUGAUGAAUGAUAAAGAGAUAUUUUAAAGUUGAGAUUGUUUCAAAAACCUGAUCAAUAGAGGAAAAAUUUAAAAUAUAGAGGAGUACUGGAGAUUUUUUUUUCUUAAAAAGAGAUUGAUAACAUGCUCAUGAUUAAGCCAUUUACAGAAUUAUUCUUUUGUUAAUCUGUGUAAUCUGAGGAGUUCUUUUUCUGCCGACUUUUAGAGAUUCCUAGCCCUUCAAAAGUAUUCUUCAAAGAAACAGAGCAAAACAGGCAGUCAGUCCCCACAGCCACCCUCUACCAACCAGACUGUGUCAACAGUCCUUCAUCAGUGAGCAAUCCAAAUCACGAGUUAGCUAAAGACCUAACUGGGACCAUUAGAAUAUUCCACUUAUUUCCUGGUCAAUUCCAGCAGCGUGGUGCCAUUGAGCCAAAAUAUAUCAUUUUGUGACAUUAGUGAGGAAACCUUAAAAAUCAUGUUUGUUAUUACUAACCAUUUCAUUAUCCUCCCAUCCUCUUUCCAUUUCCACUCUAUUCUCACUUCAGUUCUGGCAUUAUUUUUAGUGGAUAUGCUAUCUAAAGAGCUCCCCAAGAGUAUAU